Messenger RNA from Ruditapes philippinarum (Manila clam), 2206 nucleotides. RefSeq lists its product as uncharacterized. The transcript is spliced from 6 exons. Bases 306 to 2021 code for a protein of 571 amino acids. The record is from RefSeq and is a predicted model, not a curated record. Lineage: Eukaryota; Metazoa; Mollusca; Bivalvia; Venerida; Veneridae. Gene Ontology annotation, molecular function: zinc ion binding.
AUAGUAAGUACAAUAACUUUAUCUGUUGUAACAUUGUAGUGGAUCAAUCUGUAUCAUCUUGCAAACGUGAGUUCGUUAAUUCUAGGCUUUUCACACAUAUACACAGUCAAAUAUUUGAGUAUUAACAAGAUUGCAACAAUACAGAAUGUAAAAAAUUAUCAACAAAGCCUAUUACAUGAAAAUAAUUCGGGAGUUUGUUGUAAAAAAAUUAACCUGGAUAAACGUAAGUUCAUUUUGACCUUCUCUUGUAGUACAUACUUUGAUGUCAAGUGAUACUAAAGGUCCUUCCAUUCUUAUGAAAUAAAAUGGGCCUAAUAUGCAUUCAGACAUGUGUGUAUUGUAUGAAAAAGACAAAUUCGUCAAAUGAGUUUACGGACCGGAGUCCUAUCAUAAAUUUCUUACAGGUGCAACAAAAUCAGAUUGAGAUUAACCUUGAACAUGAGAUGAGAGAGCUGAGAGCGCAUGGGAUGUCUAGAUUAGAAGAGAAAUACGAAACAGCACAAAAACAGCAUGAAUUGAAACUUCAACUGAUAGAGCAACAGAUAAAAGAUAAAGAAAAUGAGCUUCAGCUUAUGCUAAAUUUUAGAUCUGCAGGAAAACAAAAGAGUCUUAAAGAGCAAUUCUUGCUUGAUCUACAGAUAAAUGUUAUUGCUAAAAAUGGUGAAAAAAGUGCUGAAGGGAAUCAACGAAUUUAUGAAGUAAUGAGAGAUUAUAUUAAAGAUAACGAUGAUAUGACUGGUUCGUCUUUUGAUGAAAUAUCAACUGAUACACCAGUCUACCACCUCGUAGAUUUCAUCAAGGCCAUAAAGAAAUGCCGCAUCGUUGAUAUUUCUACCACUGACCAAUCGUCAACAGACAUACAAAUCAACUGCACCAGUUCGAAGGCCAUGGAAGAUUUUCUUACGGCUAUCAGCAGUAACGGAUUUCAUCAAGAACUGUUUGAGCUUAGACGAUGGUUACUUGUGCAAUGUGACAUUGAAUCGCAUGACAUAAUUGCCAAUUGCUCUUCAAAUGGCAUAGAGAAAGUAAAACAACGUCUGUACUUUACCGGCGUAACCAGAUCUAUGACUUGUACCGAGCAUCAACAUACACAAUGUACUCUCUAUUGUCCAGACCAUGACACGUUUUUAUGUACAGCAUGCAGAGAAUCAAAACAUGGCACAUGUCUUGGAAUAAAACAAGUUACAUCUGAAAGGUCUUACGUUGAACAGAAACGUCGUCUCAACAUCAAAAGUAUAAAAGGGGUUUAUAGCGUUAGGAUAGAUAAUACUUUGAUAAAUAGAAACAAAAAUGAUCAAGAUGAGUGUAUUAUCACUAGUAUGUGUAUGCUUCCUAAUGGUGAAGUUCUCCUUGCUGACAUCUUGAAUAACAGACUGAAGAAAUUGGACAGUUCGUACAAGGUAAUAAGUCACUGUGAUGUAACUGAACAUCCCUUUUCUGUAUGUUAUAUAGGCAACGAUACAGCUGUUGCUAGUUUAAGUGGCAAUUCCAUACAGUACGUGAAUAUAUCAGAUAAUAUUAACCUGACACAAUUAGUGAAGCUAGAUCAUGAAUGUUACGAUCUAGCUUGUCACGGUGACACACUCUAUAUUUGCAGUAGAUACACAAUUUACAAUUAUAACAAAGACUGUACACAACAGCAUGUGCUCUAUCAUUAUCCGGACAAAACCUACAGUCCCUUAAUUGCUAUAAGUGACAAUGGGGAACGACUCUACUUCAAGGCAAAAACCGAUCUAACUACAACAGAUGACAAAGGAAAUCAUUUAUUCGACGAACAAUUUGACGGUUAUCGCUUACGUGAUAUAUGUAUGGUUGGUGAAGGUAUUGUUCUUGUAUUAGAUGAAACAAACAGUAUUCAUCAGCUGGAUUAUAAUGGAAAAAAGCAUCGGACUGUAGAUAACAUGCCAUUAAAUAUUUCAUUUCCGCAGUCUAUGUGUUUCGACAGAGAAAGAUGUAGACUUAUUGUUGGUGGUAGUGAAGACAAGAUACAUGUUUACAAAUGCGAGUUUUUGCCAAGUUAGUUAAUAAAAUUUUGAUAAACAGAGAACCAAAUGAAAAAUGCAUCGCUUAUCUACUUUUGUUUAUUUAAAUUUAUAAGUUUGUAUGUUUGCUUAUUUCUUCAUCGUGCCAUUGCUUAAUAGUUUGAUGUAGUACGUAAAUAUCUUGAAUGUAUUUGUAAGGACAUGUAUAUAUUAGAUAACUUUUU